Messenger RNA from Salvia hispanica, 718 nucleotides. The record is from RefSeq and is a predicted model, not a curated record. NCBI's taxonomy places the organism in Eukaryota, Viridiplantae, Streptophyta, Magnoliopsida, Lamiales, Lamiaceae.
CGAAAUCCUUGAUAUAGACACAAUUACCAAACCCUAAUAAGCCUCCACCCAAAUCGACCGAUUACCGGCGGCGGAGACAGGUAAAGAUGAAGUAUAAUCCGCGGGUGUCGUCCUCCCGGCGCAAGAGCCGCAAGGCUCAUUUCACCGCGCCGUCCAGCGUCCGGCGCGUGAUCAUGAGUUCGCCGCUCUCCGGCGACCUCCGCUCCAAGCACAACGCGCGGUCGAUGCCGGUGCGCAAGGACGACGAGGUCCAGGUGGUGCGCGGCACCUACAAGGGGCGCGAGGGCAAAGUCGUCCAGGUGUACCGGAAGAAGUGGGUGAUCCACAUCGAGCGCAUCACGCGAGAGAAGGUGAACGGAUCCACCGUCAACGUCGGGAUCCACCCCUCCAAGGUCGUCAUCACCAAGCUCCGCCUCGACAAGGACCGGAAGUCGCUGCUCGACCGCAAGGCCAAGGGUCGCGCCGCCGCCGACAAGGACAAGGGCGCUAAGUUCACCGCCGACGAUAUUAUGCAGUCUAUCGAUUAGGAGGUUGGUUCAUUUCUAGAUUGUGAGCUUUUCUCAAUUUGCGAUUUUUGUCUAUCGGAGGAAUUGCCGAUUUUGAUGAAUUUUGUUUCGUUUCAGACUCGAUGUGGAGUAAUAUUUACAUUGUUAUUAAAUUUUAGCUUAAUUUCACAAUGAGUUUCCGUUUAUAUAUCUAUUAAGUACUAAUUGCUUUA